Messenger RNA from Lagopus leucura (white-tailed ptarmigan), 3511 nucleotides. It is a transcript of the gene FKBP5, whose product is annotated as FKBP prolyl isomerase 5. Lineage: Eukaryota; Metazoa; Chordata; Aves; Galliformes; Phasianidae. The transcript has 11 exons. The coding region runs from base 1394 to 2782 and encodes 462 amino acids. Gene Ontology annotation, molecular function: peptidyl-prolyl cis-trans isomerase activity; protein binding. The record is from RefSeq and is a predicted model, not a curated record.
GGGUGGGAGGAGGAAAUAUGGGGCAGGAGGAGGAAUAUGGGUUUCUGUGGAGGUGCUGGAGAAGUGAUUGUUGGUGGAACCCUGGGAGGGAAAAAGUGAUGGUGAGAUAGUAGGGAGUGGCCCUGGAUGUGGCCAUUGUGUGACCCUGGAGGUGUGCUGGAAGAGCCUCAGUGAUGGCUGUGGUUUGACACAGAGGUGGCCGUGGUGUGGCCAUUAUAUGGCCCUGGAGGUGGCCAUACGUGGGAUCCAGUGCCGGGGGACCUGAAGAACAUGGACUGCAUGUUUCCUUGAGGUCCCUUUGGGAUGAGGAGGGAUGUGGAACAGUUCCCUCUGAGCAGGAAGAGAGCAGUGCCAGAGAUUUCUAGAAAGCAGACCCCAAACCACCCUGCUCAGAACAUCCCUGUGCUGCUCUGCAAUUAGGUGGGUUUUAAUUGCAGAUGUGCACAAGGAGAAAGCUCGCUGGGAACCUUUGAGUCGCUCCACCUGGAUACCCAGUCCUGCCCACCUUUGUUAGUGCCUGGAGGGUAAUUAGCUGCUGGAUGAGCCCAGGGAGAGGCGGGCUCAAAUUUGGCCAAUGCUUCCACACCAUUGUUGAGUGCUGAUGAGAGCUUUGCUGAGCUCUGAGUUGUGCCACUGUUUCCCAGCUCAUUACCUUCUACUCUAGUUACUGCGGGGGUCUGUGCGCACAAAGAGGUGGGGACAUGCAUUCCAAAAGCAUCCCUGGGCACUUGCGCAGAGCCUCAUGUCAAUCUUUAACACCCAGCACAGGGAGAACACCGAGAAACACUGCCCAGAUAGGAGCAGACCUGCUUAGGAGCUGCAGAAAUUGGGGGUAAGGCGCUGGUGGUGGUGUGUUCUGCAAAGUGGGGCAUUUCUAGAGCUCUGGAAAGGAGUUGCUCACAAACAGUAGUGCUGCUCGUGGAGAAUUACCCUAAUUAAAGGUAGUCCCAUUUCAAGGAUAUUUUUAAAUUUACGUUAGUUGCCUAAUUAAAUAAAACUGGGCAUAGGCAGUGUUGUCUUGUUUGCCAGCAACAGUGUUUCUGGCUUGCGCCCCGCUUGCCAGUGAAAGGCAGCACAGUGUGCACUGUUGGUGUGUGCACCCUUGUGUGUGCAGCACUGGUUUGUACAUACUAGUAUGUGGCUAUACUAUGCAUAUGUGUGCAUAGGUGGCUGUGCACAUUGUGCAUGCACAUAUAGUUGUGCACAUUUGCAUGCACGUGUGGCUCAGCAGAGGUUUCAGAACCUGCUCUUGCAGUAGCUUCCAUACAUCCAACUGUACCUUCUCUUGAGCGCUGCUUUGCAGGCAGACAUUGGGGUCUGUUCCCUGUACAGGUGUGCGGGGCUCUUGGUGUGCAUGGAUUGAUGUGUUGGGAUUUCACACUGUGCUCACAAAAUGCUGCUGCGGAUGCUGUGCUGCUUCUGCCUGGGGACAAUGACAACUGACGAGGCCACCAAGCCUGAAGGUGAGGUGCAGGCAGCUGCGCUGGCGGAGCGUGGGGAGGACAUCACACCUACCCGUGACCGCGGCGUGCUGAAGAUCAUCAAGAGACCCGGGAACGAGGAUGAGUUCCCUAUGAUUGGAGACAAGGUGUAUGUGCACUAUAAGGGCAAGCUGUCCAAUGGCAAGAAGUUUGACUCCAGCCGCGACCGCAACGAGCCCUUUAUCUUCAGCCUGGGCAAGGGCCAGGUGAUCAAGGCAUGGGACAUCGGGGUUGCUACCAUGAAGAAGGGUGAGGUCUGCUACUUGCUGUGCAAACCGGAGUACGCCUACGGGGCUGCUGGCAGUGCUCCUAAAAUCCCCUCCAAUGCCACCCUUUUUUUCGAGAUAGAGUUGCUUGAUUUCAAAGGCGAGGACCUGUUUGAGGAUGGAGGGAUCAUCCGGAGGAUCAAGAGGAAAGGAGAAGGCUAUUCCAAUCCCAACGAAGGUGCUACAGUGGAAAUUCACCUGGAAGGGUUCUGUGGUGGAACCCGCUUUGACUGCAAGGAUGUGAAGUUUGUAGUGGGCGAAGGAGAGGACCACGACAUCCCUAUUGGCAUUGACAAAGCGCUGGAGAAGAUGCAGAGGGGAGAGCACUGUGUCCUCUACCUAGGGCCACGAUACGGCUUCGGCGAGGCAGGGAAACCCAAGUACGGCAUUCAGGCGAACGCUGAGCUGGUGUACGAGGUCACGCUGAAAAGCUUUGAGAAGGCCAAAGAGUCAUGGGAGAUGGACACCAAAGAGAAGCUGGAGCAGGCUGCCAUCGUCAAGGAGAAGGGGACAAUGUACUUCAAGGAAGGCAAAUACCUGCAGGCGGUGAUUCAGUAUGGGAAGAUCGUGUCCUGGCUGGAGAUGGAGUAUGGCUUGUCAGAGAAGGAGUCAAAAGCCUCCGAUUCCUUCCUGCUGGCUGCCUUCCUCAACCUGGCCAUGUGCUAUCUGAAGCUGCGCGAGUACACCAAAGCUGUUGAGUGCUGUGAUAAGGCGCUGGGGCUGGACCAGGACAACGAGAAGGGCUUGUACCGGCGGGGUGAGGCCCGGCUGCUGAUGAACGAGUUUGAGCUGGCAAAAUGUGACUUUCAGAAAGUGCUAGAGGUGAACCCACAGAACAAAGCAGCCAGGUCGCAGAUUGCCGUCUGCCAGAAGAAGACAAAGGAGCACAAUGAGCGGGACAGGAGGAUCUACGCCAACAUGUUUGCCAAGUUUGCUGAGAGGGAUGCAAAGGAAGCAGCCAGCAAAACCAGAGUAGAAAAAGAGGCAGCGACAGCAUCAUGUGAUGAAGGCAAAGAGACAGAGGGGCACGUAUGAUGGAGGAGGUGGCAGAAGGGCAAGCCUCCUGCCUUCAGCCUGUGCCAAGAACUUUGCCAGGACUCAGGACCUGCUGGUGUUUCCUUGUAAAGUUUGUUCCAGUUUGUGUGAUUGUGGAAGCAAAAGUGCCUCGCAGAGAUCAGACCAGCCCGGUGCUGCUGCCAGCUGCGAGCAGUUGGAUGGUGUGGGACCACCACCAGUGGAACAACCGCCUUCGCAGGGGUGGGGGACAAAGAAAUCAAAGCUGGAACUCCUGGCUUCAGGAGGCUCACCUUGCUCUAUGUCCUCUGGGAGCAACUGGGAUGUCGAAGCAGUGUGGCAGGUUGCAACCAAGCCUUCCUCAUGCACUGCCUUCCUCCUCUUUCUUCUCACUGUAGGGCUGGGGGAGCUGCAACAGGGUGUCCGGACCCCACUGUGCUCACUGGUUGUGUUCCCUGUUCAAAUUUUUCAACAGAGGUUUCAUGGCCCAUAGGAACAAAAAUAAUUAAAAAAAAAGAAAAAAAAAAAAAAAGAAAGAAAGAAAAAAAAAAAAGGAGAGAAGCAGUGGUCAGGGAUCAAAGGGGAGGUUCUUGUGGAACUGGUGCUGCACGGUGCCAUCCUCCAGCCAGCCCUGUGAGAAAGGAUGUGGGCACUGCCUGCAGAGAACAGCUUUCAAGUUUUUAUUUUUACUGUCUGGUCUUUGUAAUACCCAUUGGAAGCUGGAAAAUAGAGAACUGAAAAAAAAAAUAA